CAAAUUUAUGGCCCAACAACAAGCAGCGUGCAUUCCGACCGCAUCUAACAGCAGAAGCUGUAUUUCGUAUCGGACAAUACGUGCGAACGUUGGCACGUCAUCUGAUAUUUCCACUGUUGAUAUCUCACUCGAUCGUGGAAGUGCAGGGGGCCGCCUCAGGAACUGGAGACUCAGGAAGGCCCAAGAGUAUAUGUAUGAGCAGCAAUCGAGCUCAGAAAGCACAGGGAAUUUGAGCCAAAGCCAUCGGACUCAAACCCAAGUCGAGCUUGAGUUUGACUGGCAGAGCUCAUCAGCGGCAAGUUUCGCAGCGGCUGCCAGUUUGAUCAUUCUCGGCAAUCAUGGCAGACAUCGAGACGACGCCGGCUGCUGACUCUGCCGUCAAGAAGGCCCUGAUUUCCGGAAUCACGGGACAGGACGGCUCGUACUUGACAGAGUUCCUGUUGGCGAAGGGCUAUGAAGUUCACGGCAUCAUCCGCCGCUCGUCCAACUUCAACACGCAGCGGCUCGAGCACAUCUACAUCGACCCGCACAAGUCCAGCGCUCGCAUGAAGCUGCACUACGGCGACCUGACGGACGCAUCCGCUCUGCGGAAGUGGGUCGACAGCAUCCGCCCGGACGAGGUUUACAAUCUGGGAGCGCAGUCGCACGUCGGCGUGUCGUUCGAGAACCCCGACUACACGGCGGACGUGGUUGCCACGGGCGCACUGCGGCUGCUGGAAGCGGUCCGCGUCCACAUCGAGACCACGGGCAGGCAAGUGAAGUACUACCAGGCCGGGUCGUCCGAGAUGUACGGAGCCACGCCGCCUCCCCAGGACGAGAGCACUCUGUUCCAUCCCCGCAGUCCGUACGCAGUUUCGAAGGUGGCCGCUCACUGGUACACCGUGAACUACCGCGAGGCGUAUGGCCUGUUCGCCUGCAACGGCAUCCUCUUCAACCACGAGUCGCCGCGCCGAGGCGAGAACUUCGUCACGCGCAAAAUCACCCGAGCCUUGGGACGGAUCAAGGUCGGCCUGCAGAGCAAGCUGUAUCUCGGGAACCUGAAGGCGUCCAGGGACUGGGGAUUCGCCGGCGACUACGUCGAGGCCAUGUGGCUCAUGCUGCAGCAGGAGAAGCCCGACGACUACGUGGUGGCCACCGAGGACUCGCACACGGUCGAGGAGUUCCUGGAGGAGUCGUUCGGCUACCUCGGGCUCAAGUGGCAGGACCACGUCGAGGUCGACCCGCGCUACUUCCGGCCCUCGGAGGUCGACAACCUGCGCGGCUCGUCCGCCAAGAUCCGCGAGCUGCUGGGCUGGAAGCCCAAGGUCGACUUCAAGCAGCUCGUGGCCAUGAUGGUCGACUCCGACCUCGAGGCCGCCAAGCGCGAGAAGGUCUUGGCAGACCACGGCCACAUCGCCGCCCAGCAGCAGCCUUGAACCGAGGCGAUCACCCAUCGAUCGUUCACCUCAUCAUCCGACUCAGACUUGACGCUCGCUCGCUCAUUCAUUCAUCUAUUCAUUCAUUGAUUCUUUCGUGAUCAGCUCGCAGUUCGUCGUGAGAAUUGCGAGCUCUGCUGGAGUGAUUACGCCCGUAGAAGACUCGUUAGGCUGUAUCGUCCAUAUCAUUCGGUCGGCUACCAGUUGAGUGAUAGUUAGUCACGUAGCAGUAGAGAAAUGCUCCUCGCUCUCUUUGAACUUCUUCGGCCACGAGCACGUCCAGGACUACAGGGAAGGAGGUUUCGUAGCUAGUCAAACACAAAACACUUUCGGAGCAACUAUUCCAUAAACCAUUCUUUUUGGAAUAAUUUUUCCAGAUCUAGAUAGUCGGGUCGACAUUGUUCCCCGCUCCCUUGUACUGGAACUGAAUUUAGAUUAUCCACCAAUUUCAGUCAGGCUCUUCCAAUCUGGAACAUCACUUGGGGUUUAUUUGCAUGGUUGGAGCACUCCUGUACUUAGAAUUGUCGCAUCACCGAGGGACUACCAGACACAACGCAGAUGUUGUGAGAAUGUUUCGCCGCUUGAAGCCUGCUGAAGAACGUGCUCUUUUACAUGUUGUUUGCUAGCUCGAUCAUCAUUAAAGCCACAGACUCAGUCCAUUUUUUUGGACGAGUUUUAUGCCCAC
Messenger RNA from Marchantia polymorpha subsp. ruderalis, 2100 nucleotides. NCBI's taxonomy places the organism in Eukaryota, Viridiplantae, Streptophyta, Marchantiopsida, Marchantiales, Marchantiaceae. The record is from the annotation of a GenBank genome assembly.